UCUGCGAAAAGGGGAAAUGAAAUAACCUGUUUUUUAAAAAGUGUAACAACGAAGCACCGGCGUGGGCGACCCGCUCACAGGGCGGCGGCGGAUGCUGCUGCUGUUGCUUCUCGACCUCUUUGAAAAGUUAUUCUGAGUGUGGUAUAGUGGUCGUUAAGGUGUUGGACUACGACCUGGGAGACCAGGGGUCGAAUCCCCACAUAGACAUGAAGCUCCCUGGGUGACCUUAGGCCAGUCGCUGCCUCUCAACCUCAUGAAACCCCUAUUCAUAGGGUUGCCAUAAGUCGGAAUCGACUUGACGGCAGUACAUUUACAUGUUAUGUAUAGGAAACCGCAGGGGAAGAGCGCGGCGCCUUUAAGAGCCAGCCACCUAGUCGGCUCCUCGUCUUGCCCAAGGCACAAAAAAGAAAAAAGGCUAACCCCAGCCAUUUGGAAAGUGUCCCCAGUCCCUGCAGGCGGUAACAUCACAACAACACAGAGCCGGCGCCGAGUUGCUCUUUAAAGGGAGAUCCUCCCCCAGGCAGUUUCGUCCUCCAUACCUUGUCGAUGCCGCUCUUUUUUGGAAGCGCUCGACCUUUGCAUGUUGCUCUGGGAGGCAUUCUUCCGUAGCCGCCCCCCGCAGCUCUGCCUCCAAUCCUCUGUUGCAGAAGCCAUGGAGGUUUUCCUUUGCUCCUCUUGUCACUUGGCUCUGUGGGACCCGGUGACCGUGUCGUGCGGCCAUUCCUUCUGCAGAAGAUGCCUGGGAGAAGCCUUGCCCUCCAAGUGUCGGCUCUGCGGGGAGAAAGUCGCCCUGCUGGGCUCGAGGACGGUGGCCUGCGACGUCCUGCUCUGCAACCUGAUGGAAAAAUGCUUGGAUAAAGACACCAAACUGGCCAGGUUGAAAAUCGACUUGCAGCAGCUGCUGAGGAGCGGAGACUACAGGGGAGCGUUGAGGACCCUUCGGAAAGGGGUCGCGCUGGCUCCAGAUGAUCUUGUGCUGAGGCUGUGCCGAUCAGAGGUGUAUGUGGCUUUACAGCAAUACCCAGAGGCUCUGGAGGAUUUGGAGGUGCUGUGCAGGCAAGACCCAGAAGAGUGUGAGGGCUUUUUUAGGAAAGGAAAGGCGCUCCUGGCAAUGGGAAAACAAUCUGAAGCCCUGCUGCAGUUCCAGCAUUGCCUCACACUGAAUUCCAAUUUCCAUGCUGCUCAAUGUGAAACCGAAAAGAUUCUCACAAAUGAUGCCUCUCCUCUUCCAGGCAGUAAUAUGGAGCUAAAGAGUGAUGCCAGUCAGAACUUGAAAGGGUCUAAUUCAGGGAAAGAACUAACUCUACUUGUGUCUUUUGAAGGCGAACCCCUACAAGAUUUGGACAUAAAAAAGGAAGUUUGGCUGGGAGAAGAUAUGUCUGAUCACAGCCAGGCAGCAUUUCCCAUACCAGAGUGGUUGAGAAAGAAGUCAACUUCAGGGUUUUUUGCAAAGAAGGAAAGGGAUUUUGAAGAAGGAGCAUCAGCAACUACAUCAGGAGCCAAGUCCGUCCAGGAGUUUAAACCAGACUUUAGGGAUCUCCUGAGUACAUCAGACUUGGAAUGCUCUCUUUGCAUACGAAUGUUCUUUGAGCCUGUGACCACACCUUGUGGCCACACUUUCUGCAAAGAAUGCCUGGAGCGUUGCUUAGAUCAUAGACCCAACUGUCCCCUUUGUAAGCAGAGUCUCAGAGAGUACCUGAGAGCUGGAAAAUACAACACCACAGUUCUGCUGGAGGAGCUCAUGAUGGCUGCCUUCCCUUCACAACUUGCAGAUAGGAAGCGGGUCCACCAGGCUGAAAUGGCAGAACUUUCAAACUUGACAAAGAGUAUCCCCAUCUUUGUGUGCACAAUGUCAUUUCCAGGCAUUGUGUGUCCCCUUCAUGUGUUUGAACCUCGCUACCGGCUCAUGAUGCGAAGAUGUCAGGAGACUGGCACAAAGAUGUUUGGCAUGUGUAUGUAUGAGAAUGGGAAGAGUUUUGCUGAUUAUGGCUGCAUGCUGGAGAUUCAGAAAAUAGCAUUUCUACCUGAUGGACGAUCUUUAGUGGAUACUAUAGGCAAACGGAGGUUCCAGGUUUUGAGACGGGGGCAUAGGGAUGGCUACAACACUGCUGAUAUUGAGUACCUGGAUGAUGAGAAGGUGGAAGGAGUAGAACUGGCUGAGCUUCAAACUUUGCAUGACUGCGCAUACCAACUAACCCAGAGAUUUUAUGAACAUGGAGACACCACUUUCAGACAGCUCUUGAUGCAUCAUGUACCCCUUCCUGAGAAAGAAGAAGAUAUACAGGCAUCUCCAGAUGGACCAGUUUGGUGUUGGUGGCUUAUCUCCAUUUUGCCCCUUGACUUGACUCACAAGUUGACAAUCUUUUCAGAUACCUCCCUGAAGUCUCGCCUUACCCAACUGAAGCAUAUUCUGAGUGUCAUUCUGGGAAGUCAUGACUACAACAGCUAAUUCUCAAACCUCAACCCAAGAAGAAAUUGUUUAUGUAUAUAUAUAUAUACUGCCACCAAUGUUUUUCUCUGGAGUUUGGGGUAAAGCCUUCACCUGUCCUUGUA
Molecule: messenger RNA, 2553 nt
Organism: Rhineura floridana
Lineage: Eukaryota; Metazoa; Chordata; Lepidosauria; Squamata; Rhineuridae
Product: LON peptidase N-terminal domain and RING finger protein 1-like
Exons: 12
Coding region: 581-2449 (622 amino acids)
Molecular function (GO): protein binding
Source: RefSeq, a predicted model, not a curated record